AUGGAUGAAAAGUCCAAAACGCCCAAGGAAAAGCUCCUGUUGCUCGCCGCAGAACAAGGCCAUUCGUUCAUAAUUUUCCGCUUGCUUCAAAGAUCUGAGGUCAACAUAAACUUCAAAAACGACUAUGGGCAGACCGCUCUCUCGCUGGCAGCAGAACAUGGACAGACGGAGGUGAUUCAGCAGUUGUUCACUCGCCCGGACCUGGACGUUAACAACCAAGACUUGGACGGUCAGACGGCCCUAGGGUGGGCAGUGUUCAAUGAUCGACCAUCUGCUGUGGCUGCACUGUUGGCCAAUCCUCUGGUUCGUGUUGACGUCCCCGAUGUAGAAGGCAUGACACCUUUGUCCUGGGCUAUCGUCGAGCAAAGGGACGCAAUUCUUGAGCUCCUUCUAGACAGGCUAGGGAUGCCUUCUGACAGAAUAACCCGGAUGACCCUGUUCUUGGGUGGGGGAAGACGAGGAAACACACCGAAACUGGCGCUGGAGACUCACGAAGUUUGA
Cladophialophora immunda is the source of this 501-nucleotide messenger RNA. RefSeq lists its product as uncharacterized. The transcript has a single exon. The record is from RefSeq and is a predicted model, not a curated record. NCBI's taxonomy places the organism in Eukaryota, Fungi, Ascomycota, Eurotiomycetes, Chaetothyriales, Herpotrichiellaceae. Gene Ontology annotation, molecular function: protein binding. The coding region runs from base 1 to 501 and encodes 166 amino acids.